Molecule: messenger RNA, 1877 nt
Organism: Cucurbitaria berberidis CBS 394.84
Lineage: Eukaryota; Fungi; Ascomycota; Dothideomycetes; Pleosporales; Cucurbitariaceae
Product: amidase signature enzyme
Exons: 1
Coding region: 190-1788 (532 amino acids)
Source: RefSeq, a predicted model, not a curated record
GCAAAAAUAUGCCGGGUACGAUGCCCAAAAUCUGUUAAAAGUUAGGAUCUAUAAGUAACCUUUACUGCAUGAUGGUAAUGUUUCCGAGCCAUCUUCUUUCUCAUUGCUGAGCAUUAUAUCCUUAGGAUGGUGUCAUUUCAUCGCCUAGCCGUCACAACGCUCUUUAGUUGUGCUGCGGCAGGACAGACUAUGCCAUUCGACGCACGAGAGGCUACAAUCGACUCCGUCCAUCAUGCACUGUACUCAGGACUCUCAACAUGUCGUGAAGUCGUGUCUUCCUUCCUUGCCCGGAUCGAGGCCCGCAACACCCUGACGAACGCGAUUCUGACUCUGAAUCCGAAUACCUUGGCAUUAGCAGAUGAGUUAGACGAGCAACUGGCGGCAGGAAACGCAACCGGACCUUUGUUCUGCGUACCUGUACUUCUGAAGGACAACUAUGACACUAAAGAUUUACCAACCACGGGGGGCAACUUGGCCCUCGCAAAGUCGCGCCCAACAGAAGACGCGCCUAGUGUGGUGGCUUUGAAGAAGGCUGGGGCUAUCAUCUUGGGUAAAGCAAACUUGCAUGAGCUUGCUUUGGAGGGGAUCAGUGUAUCAUCCCUAGGUGGCCAAACGAUCAAUCCGUACGAUUCCACACGAACGCCUGGUGGUAGCUCCGGUGGAACUGGCGCAGCUGUCGCAUCUUCGUUCUGCGUGUUCGGUACUGGUACGGAUACCGUGAACUCCCUUCGCAGUCCUGCCUCGGCCAACUCACUAUGUAGCAUCAGACCUACCCAAGGAUUGAUCACAAGAACGGGCAUCAUCCCCAUUUCGUAUACCCAUGAUGUUAUCGGACCUAUUGCCAGGACAAUCAAAGAUGUCGCUGUAGCAUUGACAGUCAUGGCUUCUUCUGGCUACGAUGCGGCGGAUAAUUCGACAGCACGUGUUCCGUCGUCACGUCGUAACGUGGACUACGCUGCGUCCCUCACCACCGGCACUCUCAAAGGCCUGCGACUGGGGGUGCUGAAUGGCUUCUUCAACCGCACUGACUCACCUGAACUUACUCCCGUUAACAACGCUAUGGACACCCUCAUGUCACGACUAGAGUUGGAAGGCGUAACAUUGGUCCCCAUCAACGAGACGAUCUACAACGCGACAGCCAUCCAAGCCGCGCUCGACGUCCAGCGCUUCGAGUACCGUGAGCUCAUGGAUGCGUAUCUCAUGCGCCCUUCACUUGCCGGCGAGCAUCCUAAGACACUCAACGAGCUGUACUCGCGCAAAGCAGCAAACGGCUCGAGUGGGCAGUUCCUCGUCCUUCCCUCUCAAUACGAAUACGUAAACACAGCCCUCAUCUCCUCGACAAGCAAUGCAACCUAUGCCCAGCGCCAACAGGGAAUCCGCAACUUGACCCUUGCGCUGCUCAAUACGUUCGCUAGUAAUGAGCUAGAUGCCAUCAUCUACCCCGAGCAAAAGAAUCUGGUCGUGAAAAUCGCCUCGGCCUCUCAGUCUGGCCGCAAUGGGAUCCUGGCUGCCCUUACAGGGACCCCUGUUGUUACAGUCCCUGCAGGCUUCAGUGUGCCGAGUGACGACGCGCCGAUUGGUGUACCAAUUGGCAUGGAAAUCUUGGGGAGGCCAUGGGACGAUGAGAAGCUGCUGGGGAUUGGGUAUAGGAUUGAGCAGUUGUUGCAGAUUCGGAGAAGCCCAAUAUGGGCCAGGGAAGUGGUGGAAGUACCGGAGUAUGACAGCGUGCCGACGGUCACGCCGAAUACGAACGGUAUCCCCAGCGCAUAUCCAUUAGGGACACUGUAGCUAUAAGCAAGUUGGGAAGGUGGUGAUAAUGAUAGUAUGGGAUUUCGGUAAUGGUAAUAUCAACGUGAAAUAAACAUAUCCAUCCAUCU